AUGGGCUGCCGCAGCGUCAUUCCUCAUCCCUCACAGACUCGUCGACUCUCUGGCCUUCCGUUUUACAGCCUAAGCUUUUCGCGCUUUCCCCAAGAGGCACUUACGACGUCGUUCCCAGUUCGUUCCAACCAGCAAGCUUUUCACAAAGUUGUCACUUGUUGUACUGCAUCAGUCUCAGCCUCCGAUGAUGCCUUCACUUGGGACGACGUCGUUAAGAUAUCCAAACCGGUUCAUAUCUCAGGAACUACUCGGAAAAGAUCAAAAUCUGCGAUCGCGCUUUCCUUGGAAUCGCACUCUGAGUUCCUUCCCUUUGUAAUUGAGGUCCAUUCACAAAGGAAAAUUCAAACUCUAAUGGCGGUUGCAUUUAUCGCUGAGCACAGGACGAGAGCUGUGGGAGAUGUAAUCAAAAGCUUAGGGGAAGAACAUAGUCCAGGUAUAAGGAAUGAGCUAUGGUUUGUUUCUGCAAUUUGCGCCACCUUUUUUUACCUUGGUCUAGUGCCUCGACAUGGAGGUUCUGUGAAAGGGCUUGAUAAUGAGGUUUUGGAGGUGACACUGUGUGCGCUAUAG
Prunus armeniaca (apricot) is the source of this 567-nucleotide messenger RNA. NCBI's taxonomy places the organism in Eukaryota, Viridiplantae, Streptophyta, Magnoliopsida, Rosales, Rosaceae. The record is from the annotation of a GenBank genome assembly.